AUGGUAGAGACAUACGACCACACCGGCGCGCCCGUGGCGCACCACCGCCUCCGCGUCAACGGCAUUCGCAUGCAUGUCAUUGUCGGCGGCAGCGGCCCCGCCAUCGUGCUGCUGCACGGCACGCCCAAGAACAGCUUCUACUGGCACAAGCUGUUCCCGCUGUUGACGCCGCACUUCAGCGUGGUCGCGCCGGACCUGCGCGGCUUUGGCUUCACCGACAAACCACCUGCCGCCGAAGGGUACGAUUGCCGCACCAAUGCUGAUGACAUUGCGGAUCUCAUGACGCAGCUCGGCCACGAGCAUUUCUUCGUGCACGGCGAGGACCGCGGCGCCGAGUACGCCUACGCCCUAGCCGCCGCGUACCGCGACCGCGUCACCAAGCUCUCCUUCUGCGAAAUGCUGCUCUCCGGCCUCGGGCUGGAGGAGUCGUCGUUUCUGACGCAGGAGAACGCGACGCGCCAGUUCCGCAAGCAGGGCGUUUGGUGCUGGCACUUGACCUUGUUUGCGCUGCCGGGCGUGCCCGAGUUUUUGGUGCGGGGCCGCGAGAGGGAGUUUUGGGCUUUCUUCAUGAAGCAGGAGUGCUACAAUCCCGACCUCAUCACCGACGAGAUGCUCGACUACUGGACAGACUGCAUCACGCAACCGGGCGGCCUCACCGGCUGCUUCGACACGUACCGCUCCGUCUUCAAGAACGCCGAGAUCAACAAGGAGACGGCCAAGCAGAAACUCACGUGUCCCGUAAUGACGAUCGGCGCCCCGGAAUUCUUUGGCCCACAGGUCGAGGAGAAUAUGCGGCUGGUGGCGGAGAAUGUCGCGCAGAGCGAGAUCUUUGAUGAGUGUGGCCAUAGUUUGGCGUUGGAGAAGCCGGAGAGGCUGGCGGGGAGUUUGAGGGGGUUCAUGUUGGGGACGUGA
Messenger RNA from Cyphellophora europaea CBS 101466, 912 nucleotides. RefSeq lists its product as uncharacterized. Lineage: Eukaryota; Fungi; Ascomycota; Eurotiomycetes; Chaetothyriales; Cyphellophoraceae. Gene Ontology annotation, molecular function: hydrolase activity. Bases 1 to 912 code for a protein of 303 amino acids. The transcript is spliced from 3 exons. The record is from RefSeq and is a predicted model, not a curated record.